AUGCCGGCUCCCUGUCAAAUAGCACAGAAACAGAUCGAUCCACCUUCCAUUGGUCGUAAUGGGUACCAAGGAUUCUUGAACAAAACCGAGAUUCUAGCCAAGGGCUCCGCUCCAUUCAAUUCUCGGAAAUUGCCCUGCGAUAUACUUGUCGAGCACGAUGUUGGCCUCAAAGUCCACGACGGUGCAAAAAUCUAUGUCGAUAUAUACCGGCCCGUUGAUGAAAGCAGAAAAGUCCCUGCAAUCUUCUCAUGGAGCCCAUUUGGUAAGAAACUCAACGGUCUCAAAUUUCUCAGAAUGAUGACGCCUUACAAUAUGGGACUAAAGCCCAACACGCUUAGCGGUCUGGAGAAAUUCGAGGCUAUUGACCCAGCAGACUUUGUGCUUCGAGGAUAUGCAGUUAUCAAUGCUGAUACACGAGGUGUUGGAGACUCAGAUGGAAUGUGUGUCAUCAUGGGUACACAAGAAGGUGAAGAUGGAUACGAUUGCAUUGAGGCUAUUGCCGCAAAACCCUGGUGUAAUGGUAACGUUGGAAUGGCCGGUAAUUCACACUUGGCAAUUGCGCAAUGGUUUAUUGGCCAACUUCGCCCUCCUUCCCUUAAAGCAAUUGCUCCCUGGGAGGGAUGUGGUGACUUAUUCCGGGAACAGUUCGUCCGUGGCGGAAUAUAUGCCGGAAACUUUUUCGAUCAUAUCUCACAAGUGAUGAUACAAGGAUACAAUGGGAUGGAAAGCUUCAAGGAAAUGUAUCGUCGCAGUGGAGGUGUUGCCAAUCCAUACUGGGAAGAUAAGCGUCCAGAUAUUACCAAGAUCAACAUCCCAACAUACAUCACAGCGUCUUUCUCAAGUGCAUUGCAUACAAUGGGCUCAAUUCGAGGGUUCUACGAUGUCGACUGUCCAAAGAAAUGGAUCCGUUUCAGCCCUUACCAGGAGUGGCAUGAUAUCUGGGCAGUUCCCAAGUACACACAGGAGUUACUCAGCUUCUUCGACAAGUAUCUGAAAGGAAUAGAUAAUGACUGGGAGUUAACACCUCAAAUCCGCAUGACAACUCUACGUUUCGGAGAUCAGGAUGCAGUUGUUGACGAACCUAUCGCAAGUUUCCCGCCACCACAGGUGCAGGAUCGUCAGCUCUUCCUAUUGGACAAUGGCGUGCUUAACCCAAAUGGCUCACCUUCUAGCACAAGCGUUAGUACCUACAAUUCGGAGGAUGGGACCUCGCAUGCAUCCUUCACUUAUACCUUUGAAAAUAAAUCAAGGCUCUGCGGUAUUCCAAAAGCCGUGCUAUAUAUGUCGUGUGAUGCACGGGAUGAUCUUGAUGUAUAUGUUGUCAUUCGCAAAUUGGACAAAAAUAAAAAGUCCGUAUUGGCGCUGAAUGUUCCUUGGGACUCUAUCCCUCCCAAUUCAAUUGAGGAGAUCCCUGAAGACAAAGCGACAGAUUUGCUUCUCUACAUGGGUCCUAUUGGCAUGCUUCGAGCAUCCCAUCGCGAAAUUGACCCCUCUCGCUCCAUGCAUCCUAACUAUCCGUUCCACCCGCAUGCAAGGACUCAAGCUGUGCCGGCUGGUGAAGUGGUGAAAUUGGAUAUUGGCAUCUUUGCGAUGAGUGUCGAGUACGAGGCGGGAGAGUCUGUUCAGAUUCAGGUAUCUGGACAAACUCCUCAGAUUCACUCUUUCAAGGAAUUGAAAGAUAAACUGGGCAAUCAAGAUAAUAAGGGUAGUCACAAGAUUCAUUUUGGUGGGGAAUAUCCUAGCCAUGUCAUUCUUCCUUUUGUGUGA
Talaromyces amestolkiae is the source of this 1767-nucleotide messenger RNA. RefSeq lists its product as uncharacterized. Gene Ontology annotation, molecular function: dipeptidyl-peptidase activity. Bases 1 to 1767 code for a protein of 588 amino acids. The transcript has a single exon. Lineage: Eukaryota; Fungi; Ascomycota; Eurotiomycetes; Eurotiales; Trichocomaceae. The record is from RefSeq and is a predicted model, not a curated record.